GAGAAUGUAUAAAUACUGCGGAAGUUGCCAAGAAAUAUCAGUUCCAGAGCCCAACGUUCGUGUACGCGUUGGCCGUUGCAUUGCGGACAUGAAUUACUUGCGUGCUUUGGCUUUGCUCGUUUUUUGAUCCUUCCAUUGUCAUGAUUGUCUAACUUUGGCUUCAAUUACUUCAACUUUCAAGUCAUGCCAGUCUUUAAAACUAAAAGCAGUCUAAUUAACUCAGAUUAAUUCAAAGCUCAGGCCCACUUGACAAGUGUCAUUGUAAGGAACUGAUCAUGUUUGGGGCCAACAAAGCUCCAUUUGGGACGUCAUCAUUUGGGUCAGGUGGUUUUGCUUCACCCACUGCUAGUGCUACCCCAUUUGGCCAGCGUGCCAAUGCAUUUGGUUCUAAGACACCAGGAGCAACAGGAUUUGGUACUCCAUCAGCGUUUGGUGCCCAGACUCCUGCAGGUAGUCUGUUUGGCACUGGGGCAUCUGGGGGCCUGUUUGGUAGCACAGGGAACACCUUUGGAGGUAACACCUCUUCAGGCAUGGGAUUUGGUUCCAAUACUUCCAGUGCUGCAGGCACAUUGUUCAGCAGCACAUCAAAUGCCGGCACUACGGGUCUAUUCUCAACUCCUGCAACAUCUUCCUCCUUUGGCAACUUUGGAUCAAAGGCGUUUGGAGGGACAGCCCCCACUGGUAUGUUUGGCCAGACUACCACAUCAACAGUACCCUUUGGUCAGACGGCUACAGCAGGUGCAACAGGGGGCUUAUUUGGUGCAGCGAGUGGGGGAUUGUUUGGGGGCACACCCCAGAAUGGAACUACUGUCAAAUUCAACCCUGUUACCAGCACCGAUACCAUGGUCAAGGGUGGACAGUCAACCAGUGUCAACACAAGACAUCAGGUCAUCACAGCUAUGAAGGAAUAUGAAAACAAAAGUUUUGAGGAGUUACGUAUGGAAGACUAUACUGCCAAUCGUAAAGGACCGAGUAGUACAGGUCUACUAGGUCAAGGUAUGACCCAAGUGGACAAUAAGGCGGGUGGAUUGUUCGGCCAACCAACAGCUUCGUCUGGUGCUGGAUUCACCUUUGGUCAGAAUAAAUCAACGUUUGGCACAGGAACACAGUCUGCCUUUGGUACCAGCAGUGCUGGUUUGUUUGGCGCUCAGCAGACACAGCAGACUGGAGGGUUAUUUGGUCAGAAGACAGGUUUUGGUACAACGGGGAGCACUGGAUUGGGGUUUGGAGAUAAGUCAACCUCAGCAUUCGGUCAGACUGCAACCAAGAGUCUCUUUGGUCAGCCUGCUUCAACCCAAAGCAUGAGUUUAUUUGGCUCUACACCUGCUAGUGGUACCACUGGGUUUGGGACAGGGAGCACAUUUGGUGGCACUACGGGAUUCGGUCAAACCCAGUCCAGCAGUUUGUUUGGAAAGCCGUUAGGUUUUGGAACCACGACCACAAGCACUGGACUGACCCUUGGUUCGGGUACCAGCACAGGUCUGUUUGGACAGCAGAACAAAACUGGAUUGUCUCUGGGCACCGGGGGAACGACAGGAUUUGGUACCGGUUUUGGCACGGGUGCCACCCAGUCUACCAGUCUCUUUGGCAACAAAGGAACGACGGCAGGCUUUGGAGGUCUAGGCACUGGUCUAGGCGGAGGACUAGGGACGGGAUUUGGUACCACCAAUACUGGAUCCUCACUGUUUGGUGGCGCUACUAGUAAACCAUCCACUCUGGGUGGACUAGGAGGCUUCGGAGCUACAACUGGCCUAGGUGGUGGUCUGGGGACUGGAGCCGGACUUGGCAUUGGAAGCAACACGGCUGGUAUUGGAGGUCCUACAGUCGGUCUGGCAGUGCAAGAUGCACAGGCUCAACAGCAGCUUCUAGCAAUCUUCAACUCACCAUACGGAGAUAAUCCACUCUUCAGGAAUAGACUCACAGAUUCUGACAAAAGAGAGGAUAUUUUGAAGCCAACAAGCAAAGCAGCACAGAAAGCAUUGACUACACCACUGCAACACAAGGUAUCUGCCAGGCCAGCUGCUAAACUUCGGCCCAAACCAUUGCAAGGUGUCUCCCAUAAGUCUAAACUGUUUGAGGGAUUGGAUGAUGAGGACCCAACACUCAACUCUGAGAUGUUUGUACCAAGGAGGAGUGUCAAGAAACUGGUCAUCAAGAAGAAGGAAGAUAAAUCUGAGAGUGAUCACUUGCUGAAUUCCAGUCGUUCUUUGGCUCAGGAGGAAGAUCUUCUGUCUCCAAUGUCUACUUAUCCCAUUGACACGACAACUAAACGAUCCAUCAGCGCCCAGGACUCCUCACCCAGCAGCCAUGAUGUCUUGGAGACACCAGGAGGUACGCGGUUGUUUUCCAAACCCCAGGCUCCUCAAAACGACAACCCAUCAUCAUCAUCCAGCAAUCCUAAGAAGCAAGAAGACCCAGACUGCACAAUCACCGACUUGAAUGUCAAAGCGAAAUCACCCAGCAAUCUCAACACCAGUGAGAUGUCAUCGGCCGGCAGCGACUUGGAUCAGUCCUCCCUAGUCGACACCAUCCACAUCGAUGACAAUCAGGAGAACACACCACCUCCCCACCCAGGGGGUGUGGUCUUACACAGGGCGGGAUACUACACCAUCCCAUCCAUGGAGGAGCUUGCUGAGAUGGUAGAGGUCAAUGAGGACAGUGGAAGGGUGUGUUUAUACGUGGAGGAUCUGACCAUAGGACGGGCUGGGUAUGGCAGCGUCUUCUUCCCUGGAGUGACUGACCUGGCUGGCAUCAACCUGGAUGAAAUCGUUCAUUUCCGUCGUAAGGAGAUCACCGUGUACCCAGACGAUACCCACAAGCCCUCGGUGGGUGAGGGACUCAACAAGAAGGCUGAGGUGACAUUGGAUCGUACCUGGCCAACUGACAAGACGUCUCGCAAACCCAUCACGGAUGUGGAUCGUUUGAUUGCUCUGAACUACGAAGAGAAACUGGAGAGAGCAACAAUAAAACUUGGAGCCAAGUAUGUAGAAUACCGCCCUGAAACCGGCUCGUGGGUCUUCCAGGUCCAGCAUUUUUCCAAGUAUGGAUUGUCGGACAGUGAUGAAGAAGAAGAACCAUCCUCUAAAGAUCCUAAGAAGCAGAAAACUCAACAGAAACAGAAACCUCCCCAGAAACCAGCAGCAGCAGAUAAACUACCUAGCAAGCAACCUGCUUCCAAACAGCCUACACCAAGGGCCCCCUCUAGUGGCAGUCAGCAGGCCAGGGAGCCGUUCCCUUCCCAGCAGGAGGAAGAACCAAUGAGAGAUGACAUGGACUUGGAGAUGAUGAGAGAUUCACCAAUGAGAGGCCUUGGAGGCUUCUCACCUAAACCUUACAUGAAUGGUCACCAUGACGACCUGGGGGCGGGGCAAGAUGAUAGGCUGUUGAAUGCCCAGAUGGAGGAGGAGGACAGUGCGGAACCUGUUGCAUCCUCCCACCGGCUUGCCAAUGUCCUGGGGAUGAACACUCAUCGAAUGCAAGUCAUGAAAGGUUCAUUCUUUGCUGAUGAGGAUCCAGUGGAGUACGAUUACAGGUUAACAUCAGCCCCAGUCCCUCAGACAAGACCGUCGUUAUUUGACUCUCCAUCCAGAGGCUCCCCCGCACCAAAAAUGGAAGAGUCCUUCCAGGAGCGAGGAUUGAACAAAAGUUUUGGAGGUGGAGUAUGGAGACCCCGCCCCCUUGGUAGUCCCGCCAAAUACCUAGCUGGGAUGGGAGGUGCGACAGACAGCAGAGGGAGCCCUAUCCCCAGAACAAUCAAAGACGAAAUGCUGAAUCGCAGAGAUCACUAUAUGUCCAGUCACUUUGCAGCCCCUAAGCCCCUCCCACCACCCUUCACAGGACCCCAACCCCUCCACAUCCCAAGUGGAAUGACCCAAGAUCGCCCCGGGCCGCGAUUGGUUGGAUCUCGUCCCCAGCAGACAAUCUUACCUCUCAACCAAUCAGUGAUCCGUGGUAAAGUGCCUUGCAUUGCUGAUACAGGCCUCGUUAUGAGUAGGUCAUUCCGAGUAGGCUGGGGACCCAACUGGACCCUGGUGCAUUCUGGGAAGGCAGUCGGACAACGCAUGAGCGUCCCAGACAUCAAGAAGGAGCCGACAGCAUUUCCUCUCUUGACUACCAAGCAACCCACCAAGUCUUCCCUGGAUGCUACCCCCUUCACACUCGCCAUGGAGAGGGUCAAUCUAGCACCUCAUCUCAUGGCUUCAGAUAACAAAGUCUUGGAUCUUCAUGAGCGUUCCUUGGACGUCCAGCUUCGUCACAGCCUUGCCUCCACCCAGCAAUCCUCCCCAGUCUUUGCUCCUGAGCGAGGCAUAGAUUGCCUGCAUCACUACGCCAAGACGGCCUUGAGAGAUGCUCAGGAGAAGCUGACUGGAGACCAAGAUACAUUGAAUCAUAGCUUGCUGGUCUGGAAACUCCUGGUAGCGCUGUGGGGAAGAUUACCUAACCAAGAUGAACAGGAGUUGGACCCAGAUAGUUAUCCCUUCCGCAAGGCAAGACGCGAGGCUUUCUCUGAGUGGUUAGCUUCAGCUUCACGACAACAUGUCAACAGAGAGGUGCAAGCUGCUAAGUUUAAGGACAUGGGGCACAUAGAGGCAGUGUACUCCCUCCUUACUGGCAGGCAAAUCGGCGAGGCAUGUGCAGUAGCACAGAGGUCAGGUGACCAUAGGCUGGCUCUCCUAUUGGCUCAGGCUGGAAGUACCAAUGAAACCAAGAAGCUGGUUGCUAAGCAACUGGGUGAUUGGCAUGAAAUGGGGAUUGACAAGUUCAUGGCUCCUGAGUACCUGCGUGUUUACGCUGUGCUGGCCGGCAUACUAGUCUUGGAGUCAGCUCACGGGACUAUCAAUACAUGCCGAGGAUUGGAUUGGAAGAGAGCCCUCGCUGUCCAUCUUUGGCAUGCCUGUAGUCCAGUUGCUUCCGUCUCGGACGCCCUGGAAGAAUAUGAGACUGGAUUCCUGGGUCAAUCCGCCCUCCGUCGUUACUGCCCAGCACCACGCCCCCCAUACAUGGAGAACAAUCCAGACCUAUACCCAGAGGAGAGAGAUGAUGACAUGGGGGCGGAGUUUGGGGAAGAUUGGAGGGAGGCUGUUGAGGAGGAGAGAUUUGUUGUGAGGGAUAUGUGUUUCCAUCUGGUCAAGCUGUACGCUGAUCGCUCACAUCGUCUGGAGAGAGUGUUAGCACCGACGACACACACAGCAAACCAGCUGGACUAUAGAUUGAGCUGGCAUGUAUUACAAGCCCUUCAAGCCUUGGGCUUCACCCAUCUAUCAGAUCAAGACCUAGCUCAUCUUCAUACCAGCUACGCCGCUCAGCUUGAAGCACUAGGACUGUGGCACUGGGCAGCGUUUGUUCUCCUACACAUCCAAGAUGACUUCAGGCGUGAGUAUAUAGUGCGUCAGCUUCUCAAGCGUCAAUGUUCACUGAAGAGGAGUGAAGAGAACGCAGCCAAGGAGCGCUUCCUGGUCAAUCAACUCCACAUUCCACCCAUUUGGAUCUCGGAAGCGAAGGCAUUCCGCGCUCAGUAUGAAGGUCGUCAUCCUGAGCAGGCAUGGCAUCUUCUUCAAGCUGGUCAUUGGAAUGAAAGUCACUCAGUCAUCAUCAAACACCUGGCAGCCGAUGCAAUCAUUAGUGAGAACUACAACUACUUGCUGGGUCUCCUCAAGGAGCUAGUUCCUUCAGAUCGAUCCAUCACCAUUCAGGAUUGGGCCACUAAUGGGCAGGUCUUCCUAGACUUCAUCAACAUUGUACAGAGGUUAGAUCACUUACAGCGCACUGAACCCACCACCUAUGAGUUAGAGAAACUCUACCCAGACGUUGCCUCGUUGUGUAGCCGUGUUGGUAGCGUGACUUGCAGGACGGCCAAGGAUCGUCUCUGCCAAUCUGAGAUGGCCAAACGGACGGCCAACGUUAUGAAGGCGGUACUCACACUACAGCAACAAUCUUUGCAGCCAGACAAGCCAGUGCAUAUCCCAUCUCGUCUGCUUGCACCUCACGUCGGUAAGCUCCCUAUGCCUGAGGAUUACGGUCUGCAAGAACUUAGGGAACUCACUCGUAGCUAUAUGGUCGAACUCACUGCAUGAACGGGCCGAGUAAGUCGUCCAUACUGCAGCAUUCACUUGAUGAGAGACUAGUGCCGAACUCUGUAAACAAAUCUGAAGAAAUGUUGUAUGCCCAGCACACGUGUCAAGACACUAUGUGUUUGUGCAUGAGCCAAGUAUGUGCAGGGGUGUGAAAUCUCAGCUUUUUUUGUUUGGGAUUUCAGCUUUUUCCCUCGCUUGCUGUGUUCAAAAGUAUAGGAGAUUUCCAAAGUUCAGCUUUGUUUACACCUUUUUCAGCUGUUUUCAGCUAUAUUUAUCAGUGGUCACUCACACCCUUGUAUGUGGCCAUUGACAUUUCACCAAUCGCAUCACGUGAAUGCGCAACUUAUUUGCUCUUAAAAUCACUUUUUGUAAGCUAAUGUCUUAUGAAAAUCACUCGACUUGUUCUUUCAAGAUGAUAUCAUAUACUAUGACACACACAAAAAUCAUAUUAGUUAACGAGUACUCCUUACACAAAUUUAUAGAGUAAAAUAUCUAUGCGGUAGGGAAAACGAUAACAUCUGGAAACUUGUAGACAACUGGAAUCACAAAUCCGAAGAUUGCUGAAAUGUUUCCUUAAUUGACAACUGCACCAGUCCAUACUGACUUUAGGAACAGUAAUAAACCUGAUGCUGGGGGAGGAUAUUGCCGCAUAAAUUAU
Patiria miniata (bat star) is the source of this 6732-nucleotide messenger RNA. RefSeq names its product nuclear pore complex protein Nup98-Nup96-like (gene nup98). Gene Ontology annotation, cellular component: nuclear pore cytoplasmic filaments; nuclear pore. Gene Ontology annotation, molecular function: structural constituent of nuclear pore. The record is from RefSeq and is a predicted model, not a curated record. Gene Ontology annotation, biological process: post-transcriptional tethering of RNA polymerase II gene DNA at nuclear periphery; protein import into nucleus; RNA export from nucleus. The transcript is spliced from 39 exons. The coding region runs from base 276 to 6074 and encodes 1932 amino acids. Lineage: Eukaryota; Metazoa; Echinodermata; Asteroidea; Valvatida; Asterinidae.